CGGGUGUCGUGACUCGUCCACCAACAUGCCAUCACCACGUCCCCUUGUCCAAGAAACCAAUGAAGCACGCUCAGGGUAUGAGAGUGACGUCUCCAGCAAGACGUCGCUGGACAGCGAUGCUCUAGACGAUGAACCCACUUGCAAAGGAGGAGGAAAGAAGCGUCCACGCGGAGCCACCUCUAAGUCGACCAAAGCGGUGCCCAAAGGGAUUGCAUCAACGUCUUCGCGCGGAAAACGUAAAGGAGGUCACAGUUCUCCAGCGAAAAAGAAGCGCAAAGCGCAGGCAGAAGACGAAGCCGAAGCCGAAGACGUCACGGACAUUGAUCUCAAAGAUGGUCAAGAGGUCGUAGGCAAAGUUGUCCAAGCUCCUCAAACGGGGUGGGGCCCCAAAGGUCAAAUUUCGCAGCACACUCUCGACUUCCUGGCUCAAUUGCGAAACCCGAGUUGCAACGAACGCGGGUGGUUCAAACUCCAUGAACCCGUAUACAGGCGAUGUGAAAAGGAAUUCAAGGAAUUCAUUGAAGCCUUCAGCGAAAUGCUUGUCAGCGUCGACCCGCAAAUUCCUCCUCUGCCACCGAAAGACGUAAUUCAUAGAAUCUACCGUGACAUACGCUUCAGCAACGACAAGACUCCGUACAAGACGGGACUGUCCGCAAGCUUCUCAAGAAGUGGGAGGAAGGGGAUCUUUGCGUUCUUCAAGCCGGGAGACGAAAGCAUAAUUGCGGCCGGGGCGUGGUGUCCCGGGAAAGAUGAACUGUCAACCAUCAGGAAUCACAUACUGCACUCACCGGCUCGGCUUCGUGAGAUACUUUCUAACUCGGAAUUCGUUGCGAACUUCGGGGAGCCACGGCCUCAUCCGGACGGAAAGCGCCAAAGUGUGUUUGGCCACGAGGAUGAAUUAAAAACAGCUCCAAAAGGUGUGAGCAAACACCAUAAGGAUAUCGAUCUCUUAAAGUGCCGAUCACUAGCGGUCUCGCGGACCUUCACGGACGAACAAGUUUUGAGCUCAGACUUCAUUGAACAGCUCAAGAGCGUCGUGCGAGCACUCCGGCCGUUCGUCCACUGUUUGAACGAUAUGAUCACACUCCCUGUGGAUGACGGAUCCGAUGGCAACGGAGAUCAAAAUGAUUGAGAUCAUGUUCUACUAUUUAACUGUCCGGUGCAUGCAUCGAACGUUGGCUAUUGGCGUAGUGAUAAGGGCGAAGAAAUUUGAGCGUCUUGAUUGCCAGUCUUAUACGAAUGUCAUAUUAUUUAUGGUUUGAUCUAAUCUGAG
Pisolithus orientalis is the source of this 1273-nucleotide messenger RNA. RefSeq lists its product as uncharacterized. The record is from RefSeq and is a predicted model, not a curated record. Lineage: Eukaryota; Fungi; Basidiomycota; Agaricomycetes; Boletales; Pisolithaceae. Bases 26 to 1132 code for a protein of 368 amino acids. The transcript has 10 exons.